Anastrepha ludens (Mexican fruit fly) is the source of this 1068-nucleotide messenger RNA. RefSeq names its product putative nuclease HARBI1. The coding region runs from base 177 to 1001 and encodes 274 amino acids. The record is from RefSeq and is a predicted model, not a curated record. The transcript has 4 exons. NCBI's taxonomy places the organism in Eukaryota, Metazoa, Arthropoda, Insecta, Diptera, Tephritidae.
GAUCUUCUAGGGAAUACAGAUCAAUUGGACAUUUGUUUGGAGUAGGCAAAGCAACUGUUUGCAAAAUACUCAUCGAGUUUUGCAAUGAAGUUGGGACAUCUUUGGCUCCAAUAUAUUUGAAAAAUUUUCCACUGACAAGGGCGCAAAUUGAGAAUGGAGUCGCAGAUUUUAAUGCAAUGGGCUAUCCACAAUGUAUUGGAGCAAUAGAUGGAUGUCAUAUUGAAAUUCAUCCAAGAAAGGAAGAAGCCAUUGAUUACUACAACUACAAAGGGUGGUAUUCCGUAGUACCAUUGGCUUUGGUAGACGCAAAAUAUAGAUUUGUUUAUAUACAUUGCGGCAGUCCUGGAAGAUGCAACGACUCCGGAAUUUUUGAAAAAUCAUCGCUAAAGCGCGAGUUGCAAAGUUGUGCACUUCUUGAUGAAUUGAGCUUGCUGUAUGGAUCCACAAAAAUACCAGUCCAUAUUAUAGGGGACUCUGCUUUUCGUCUCUCUCAGCAUUUAAUGAAGCCAUAUCCGCAUAGUGUGACCAAUACACCCGAACAAAAAAAAUUCAACUAUAGAUUGUCUAAGUGCCGGCGUGUUGUGGAAAAUGCUUUUGGCCAUUUAAAAGCCCGAUUUAGGAGAAUUGGAAAAGGCGUGGAUAACCACAUCAAAAAUGUAAACACAGUUAUUUCAUGUGCAUGUGUUUUACAUAAUUUUUUGAUUGCUGAGAAGGAUUUAAUUUUGGAAAAUUGGCUAGUGGAAAUGCAUCGCGAUUCCAGGCGCAAUAUUCAAUACGGCACCAAUGCAGUUGACCGAUCUGAAGGAGAAUCGAUAAGAAAUGCGUUAAAGGAAUAUUUCAGUGCGGAAGCUUCGUUCAGUGCUGGAGACGAUGGUGGCGAAAAUGAAAACGAAGCAGACGGAGCAGCUGAAAAUGAGGAGCAUGAAGGUGAUAUCGGCGAAUUUGAUGGAGCUGGCGAAGCAACCGAAUCAGGCAUGCCUACAUAUAUAAAUAGAAAUUAACAUUAUACAAUUAGAUGUAAAUACAAAUAAAAUUACAUAUAUAAAUAAAAGAAAUACCUGUUAUACU